Messenger RNA from Dalotia coriaria, 1262 nucleotides. RefSeq names its product histidine-rich glycoprotein-like. The transcript has 2 exons. The record is from RefSeq and is a predicted model, not a curated record. Bases 243 to 902 code for a protein of 219 amino acids. NCBI's taxonomy places the organism in Eukaryota, Metazoa, Arthropoda, Insecta, Coleoptera, Staphylinidae.
GAAACUUAAUGACGUGGUUAAUUCUGCGUACACUAAAAAAAAACGUCUGUUUGAGUUUUCCAAAAAUUCAAGUUUUAAUGAUAACAUAUCACAGUAAUGAAGUAACUUGUUUUGCUUUUUGUCUUUUGAUAUAAAAAGCCAGGCCGAUGAGAAGAAAUCACAGUUGAAGGUACAACUUCAACAAAUAUUAAUAUAGUAAUAUUUGAAGUGAAGUUUUCUAUUGGUACGCCUAAACUUAAACAAUGGGGAAAAGUGUUUUGUUCAUUGCUGCGUUGGUGGGUAUUGUUUACUGUGUGAACGCCGCCAUAUUGCCCGCUGAUUUUAAGCCAGCGGAACAGGAACUGCCACGGGAGGAAACCCCGCCGAAAUUUGAUGAAAAACGCGAGAAACGUGGUGCGUAUGAUUAUGGUUUCGAAGAUGGACAUGGUGAGGAGCAUGAACGUCAUCAUUCUGUUCAUGAUGAGCACCACUCCGAACACCAUGAGGAAGAUUACGAGAAACAUAACAAAUAUGGUCACCAUGAGAAAUAUGGUCACCAUGGUGAUGAUUUAGACCAUCAUGACGAUCAUCAUGAUAAACACUAUGGACACCAUGAUGAUGACCACCAUGAUGAUCACCAUGAUGAUCACUAUGGACAUCACGAAGUAGGACUUGGAAUUGAUGUGGGACACCAACUGCAUGGAAUCAAGCAUGAACUAGAACAUGGUCUGGAACAUGGUUUGGAGCACCAUGGUCAUCAUGGUCAACACCAUGGACAUGGACAUGAGGAAGAUGAUGAUGAUGAUGAUGAUGACCAUCAUGUUGGUGGUCACGAGGAAGACCUCUCCGUGCAUGUUGGCAAAUUCAAUCAACACCAGGCAUCUGCUUCAUCCCAAAACAACAAUCCAACUUUGAAAAGGUAAAGGAAGUCAAAUAUGAAGUGGAAAAGACCAAGUUUAACCAACAGAGUGAAUCCAACCAGGCCCAAGAAGAACAAUUCGGUGCAUUUACUUUUGAUGGUCAAGCUAGAAGAACUUCCAAUACAGGACGCUUCACUGACCCAACCAGAGGUUUCAGAGGAGGUAUUGAGACCCUGCGUGCUUAAACAACUUGAUUUUUGAAUGUACAAUUUGCUCAACUGAAGAACUUCAUGAUUAUAUUAUAUAAAUAAAUUCGAAUGCAAAGAGUAACCUUCUUCUACUUUCAACACAUGAUUGUAUAACUGGUUGCAUAGGUUGAAUCAAUAUUUUUGCUAAAAAUAUAAAUAAACAAAUUAUUCUGGC